GUUAACAUUACAGAAGAGAAAAGAAAAAGGAGGAGGAGAAUUAAUUUUAAAACGCUUUAAUCUUUUCGAUGUACCCUUACAUAUCCAAAAGAGGAAACUGCCAUGUUGUAUACUAUUCUUGUGCCUGGAUCAUGAAGAUCAAAUGAAGGAGUUCAGCCAAUUGGGAGAAAAGGUCAUUCAUCUUCCGAAUAUGUCAAGGCAACACAGGCAUAAGAAACACAUUUUUAAGUGUUAGCAUUUAAAUACUUGCUGUAGCUUUUCAAAAAUGAAUAACUAUAAACUAUCAGAUACAGAGGAUAGUAAGGCGCUCAGCACGCUUAUAGGUGUUCUUAUUUCAGCAGGCGGCAAUGUUCUUAUCUCUUUUGCUUUGAAUGUUCAAAAGAGAGCACAUAACAACAUUCAAGAAAAGCAACAAUAUUACCCAAAAAUAGACAAUCAACCGCAAUGGAUUGCUUCUUACAACGAUUUUCUUCCCGAUGAUGGAUAUUCCUCGCCACGAAACUCUUUUGAAACUCACCCAAGCUCAUUUGCGGAAGGAAAUAGUGAACGGCAACAAAAAUUCAGUAUGCCGUUUUCUCGUGAAGAACAAAAAGCGACCAACUCAGAGUAUUUAAAGUCCAGGUUGUGGUGGUUGGGCAUACUACUGAUGGUAUUGGGUGAAGCGGGUAAUUUUAUUGCAUAUGGGUUUGCUCCAGCUUCCACAAUUGCACCGCUUGGUACAACAACGUUGGUCGCUAAUGUGAUUAUCGCACCUGUGAUGCUUAAAGAAGUUUUCCGCAGGAGGGAUUUAUUGGGAGUUAUUUUGGCUGUAUCGGGAGCUGCUAUUGUAGUCCUCAGCUCUAAAGCAGAAGAAGUAUCUUUAUCACCUGAGCUUAUUAUGCAAUCUAUUAGGCAAAGCCAAUCCAUAGUCUAUUUUGUCUUUAGUAUCAUCGUGCUUAUCAUCUUGACAAUACUAUCUCCUGUUUAUGGUUCGUCUAGCAUUUUUAUUGAUUUGGGCCUUGUCGCUGUAUAUGGUGGUUAUACUGUUCUCUCCACAAAAAGCGUAGCCUCUUUAUUGAGCUUGACAUUCUGGAAAAUGUUCACAUUUCCUGUGUCGUAUUUUCUCAUUUUCAUAUUGAUAGUUACGGCAAUUUUACAAAUCAAAUACUUAAACAAAGCUUUGCAGCAGUUUGAUUCAACAGAAGUCAUCCCCACUCAGUUUGUCCUGUUUACCAUUUCAGCUAUUCUUGGUAGUGCUGUUCUUUAUCACGAUUUCGAUAACAUGGAGUUUGACCAGCUGUUACAGUUUAUGCUUGGUUGCAUUAUAGAGUUUUUGGGUGUUUAUCUUAUCACCUCAAAACGUGCCAAGUAUAACACUCACGAUAUGUCAGAGGAAGCAGUUCAUGCUGAUAGCGGUGCAUGCAUUUCGCUCAACGAUGAUACGGAUGAGGUAAUCAGCUACUGUGAACACAGUGAAAUACUACCCAAUGACCAAUCUUCUAUCUUAAGUGCAACAAGUCAACUUCAAGUUAACGAUUACAAAAGUUUGAAUAGAAAGAGAAGUUCAGUUCAGGUUUUGACUGCCUCUGCUGUUCAGCCCGUUUUACGGAACUCUUCCUCGUUCGAAAUAUGGCGAGACUCACCAGAAAGUAAAUCUCAUAUACCCAAUAGCAAUACAACCCCAUCACAUUCAGGGCACCGGAGAAAUAGUUCAUCCAUCUUCAGAGGUAUAUCCAUGGCAUCGCAACUGGUAGACCGGAAUGAAGAAACUACUGAAUCAAUAAUUCAAUUGCCUAUAUCAUCUUCGCCAACAAUUAUACCAAAUUAUUUAAUCAACUUCAACAAAUUAAAUGACAAAACGCUAAACAACAUUUUGCAAGGUUUUGCUACAACCUUUUCUUCAGUGAGUACUUCUCAAGACCGCCGUAGCAGCUUAUUACCACAACAUAAUGACACUAAUGAAACAGCAAAAAUAAAUUUAUCAGUUUGUACUUCAGCAACUCCUAUUCAACAGAACAAAAAUAGAGCCGUUAUGGAUGAAGCUUCAGAUCGUGAAUUAAUGCCCAUACAUAAUUUGAAUACCAGCAGUGUUAAUGGUAACAAUAAACUUCCAAGGAGCAGAAAGCUAAUUGAUAUUGAAGAAGAUAUGACCGAAGACGAAACGACAACAAUUAUUUAG
Mycotypha africana is the source of this 2158-nucleotide messenger RNA. Its product is annotated as magnesium transporter NIPA-domain-containing protein. Bases 266 to 2158 code for a protein of 630 amino acids. Gene Ontology annotation, biological process: magnesium ion transport. NCBI's taxonomy places the organism in Eukaryota, Fungi, Mucoromycota, Mucoromycetes, Mucorales, Mycotyphaceae. Gene Ontology annotation, cellular component: membrane. Gene Ontology annotation, molecular function: magnesium ion transmembrane transporter activity. The transcript has 8 exons. The record is from RefSeq and is a predicted model, not a curated record.